Molecule: messenger RNA, 4680 nt
Organism: Phacochoerus africanus (Common warthog)
Lineage: Eukaryota; Metazoa; Chordata; Mammalia; Artiodactyla; Suidae
Gene: ZNF804A
Product: zinc finger protein 804A
Exons: 4
Coding region: 592-4215 (1207 amino acids)
Cellular component (GO): nucleus
Source: RefSeq, a predicted model, not a curated record
GGCGGCGGCGGCGGCGGGGGAGGGCGGGGGGAGGCCGCGGGUGACAGAUGUACUCCUCUGACAGCUCUCAGUAUCAGCCCAGUGGCUCCCUGCCAUUGGCUCAGUGCAAUGGACCGGCAACGCCGCUCAAUAUAAUAACACUCAUGCCUGCCAGCAGCAGCAACUCCGAGUGCGGGCGCCGAGCGCGGGGGAUGCUGCUGCUGCCGCCGCCGCCGCCGCCACUGCCGCUCGGGCGGCUUCCGCUGCCCGGCUCCGCUCGGCCGUGCUGCGGGCACUGACUCGCGCUCCGCUCGGCGCGCUUGGCCGGCCCCUCCCAUCCCGGGAUCCUCCCGCGGGGCGCAUCGCCCCGAGGCGAUUUAGAAGAGAAACAGACUGAGAGGAAGAGCGCGGCGAGCAUGCGGAGGCGGAGGAGUCUGGGCUCGCACGGCAGAGGCGAGUAGUGAGUCUGUCUCCGGAGGGCGUGCGAGAGAGGCGGCGGUUCGCCCUCCUGGUGGGUCCCUAGCCCACCCUCCUCGGGCCCCGGCGCGCUGCGGCUGUGGGCGAGGGGUGCGUGGAAGCGGCGGCUGCGGUGGAGGAGGUGGCGGCUGCCCCAUGGAGUGUUACUACAUUGUCAUCAGCUCCACGCAUCUCAGCAACGGACACUUUCGCAACAUCAAGGGAGUUUUCCGGGGCCCUCUCAGCAAGAACGGGAACAAAACUCUGGAUUAUGCUGAGAAGGAGAACACCAUAGCAAAAGCUCUGGAAGAUCUAAAGGCCAAUUUUUACUGUGAACUCUGUGACAAGCAGUACUAUAAGCAUCAGGAGUUUGACAAUCACAUUAAUUCAUAUGACCAUGCUCACAAGCAGAGGCUCAAAGAACUGAAACAAAGGGAAUUUGCUCGAAAUGUAGCAUCUAAAUCCAGGAAAGAUGAAAGAAAACAGGAAAAGGCACUCCAACGCCUGCACAAGCUGGCUGAGCUAAGAAAGGAAACUGUAUGUGCUCCUGGAAGUGGCCCCAUGUUCAAGUCAACAACCGUUACUGUGAGAGAAAAUUAUAAUGAAAUUUCCCAAAGAGUUGUUGUGGAUUCAGUUAAUAACCAGGAAGAUUUCAAAUACACUUUGAUUCACAGUCAAGAGAAUGCUAAAGAUGUCACCACUGUUGCUGCAGAUCCAGAAAGCACGGAUAGUUAUACUGCCAAAAAUAACCAACUUGGAGAUCAAGCCCAGGGAAUUCACAGACACAAAAUUGGCUUUUCUUUUGCAUUUCCAAAGAAAGCAUCCGUGAAGCUGGAGUCGUCAGCUGCAGCCUUUUCUGAUUACAAUGAUGAUGCCUCUGUGGAAAGGGGAUUUAGCAGAAAAAGUAGAUUUGUCCCCGGUGCUUGUCAUCUUCAGCUAUCUUCACCAACAGAUGUGCUUUUAAGUUCUGAGGAGAAAGCUAACUCUUUUCACCCACCAGAGGUAAUGUGCACUGAUAAAGAAAAUGCACCAACUCAAGAGAUGAAAGAAGUUUCUAGUGGAAAAGAUCCAUUAUUUUCACCUCCAUUUUGCCAGUUUCAGCCCUCUUUAUCACUUGAUACAGAUAAUUGUCAAAAUUCUGUCCCAUUAACAGAUCAAAUUCCAGUGGAAGAUGUUGUUUCUAAUGAAGAGAUACCUACAAAUGGCAACAGUUCUGAGCUGCUAGAAAAUAAAUCCACAGUUCUUGAUGUGGCUAACGACUGUGUAUCUUUGCAAGCUACCGCAGAGGAAAAUGUUAAGGAUAAUGGUACAUCCACAAUUGAAGCUGAAAAUAAAAGUCACAGCCCUGACAUGUUGGCCUCUUCAAAUUCUGAAGAGGAUAAUAUAAUCUUACAUAGGAAAACGGACUUACAUAAAAGACCAUGCAAGCCAUUUGUACCUGUGCUUAACAAAGAUGGAUCCACAGUUCUUCAGUGGCCAUCAGAAAUGCUGAUUUACACGACUACUCAACCAUCAGUUUCCUAUAGCUGUAAUCCUCUCUGCUUUGACUUUAAGUCCACUAAAGUAAACAACAAUCUAGAUAAAAACAAGCUGCCCCUAAAUGAUCUUUAUUCUCAGCAGAAGGAAGACAUCUACAAGAGAUCAGUUUCAGGCUGCAAGGAUACAUUUAUUGCAGGACUCACUGAUUAUGAAAUUGGAGGCAGUGAAAAUGAAUAUACCCAAGUUACUCCUCUUUUGGCUGAUGAUAAGCUCUCCAAUAGCUGUGAUUCUGGAAAAAAUGAGAAUAUGUGUCAGAGGUAUAAAAAUAUUUCCUGUAGGAAUAGAAAAACAAAAAAAUACACUUUUACUAAAAAUCAGAAGAAAGAGCAUGCUCCAGGUGGCAAGUACAACAGAAUAAGAUUGAAAGAUGCUCAUGAACACUGGUUCCAUAAAAGUAGAAGGAAGAAAAAAAGAAGAAAGUUAUGUCACCAUCAUUAUGGAGAGAAAACCAAAGAAUCAGAAACUCACUUCAAAAUGGAAACAGAAAAUAGUUACACAGAUAGAACUAGGAAAAAUUUACUGGAAAGAGUUUCAGGAAAACAGUAUUUAUUAGCUGCAGAUCAGUUAUUAGAUUCACAGCAAUUACCUGAUAAAAGGCCCAAACCAGCAUCCAUAUACUUAAGUGAAAAUGAAGAAAUGUGUAAAACUCAGAACACUGAAUACAAUAAUAAUGAUAUUAUCAGUUCUAUAAACCAUUGUAAAAAGAAUUCAGUUGUUUUAAAUGGACAAUCCAAUUCAACAAUGGUACAUCCUGGGAAACAUAAUUUAACAUACUCCAGAACUUACUGUAGUUGGAAAGCCAAAAUGUCCAGCUGUAGUCAUGAUCACAGAUACUUAGUUCUUCAAAAUGAUAUGAAAUGCAUGAGUCAGAACCAGGCGGUUAAAAGAGGUUAUAAUUCUCUCAUUAAUGAAUCAGAAAGAUGCCAUCGAAAGCGUAGACAAUAUUCAUAUUCUUAUUCUUCAGACGAAAGUUUAAAUCAACAUCAUUAUUUACCAGAAGAAUUUUUGAGGCCACCCAGUGCUUCUGUUCCUUGUAAACCUAAAAGGAAACGGAGGAGAAAAAGAAGCAGAUUCCACACUAGUUUUGAAGCUUUGGAACUCAAAGAGAAGGCAGAUUAUCCUACUAAAUCUUCAUUACAUCACCAGGAUGAAAUAAUAAACAAAGACAAAAAAGAGGAAAUAAAACCACAAGAAAUUGCAGAUGUCAAAAGGAACUCAGAACAAAUAGACCAAGUAGAAAACAGACUGGCUUUGCACACCAGCAGUCCCCUUCCUUCUGAAACCAGUGGUGAAACUGAGCACAUCGUAAUGGAAACCACGUCUGGUGAACUGCCAGAGAUUUCCAGUGAACCCACCACGUCAGUGUAUAUAGCUAGUGCCCCAGCAAAAGAAGAAAUCAAUGGUACCUUGCUCAAACACAAAGAAAGAAGUGAGAAUAUAAAUACUAAUGAAAAGCAGACUCCUUUCAAGAUGCCUCCUAUUGAAAGAAACUUUAGACAGCCACAACCUAAGUCAUACCUUUGCCAUUAUGAACUGGCUGAGGCCCUUCCACAAGGAAAGAUGAAUGAAGCAUCUACUGAGUGGCUGUGUUUUAAUUCAGGAAUCCUUAAUGCACAACCACCAUUACCACUCAAAGAAGCACACAUCAGUGGCCAUGCCUUUGUAACAACAGAGCAAAUCUUGGCUCCAUUAGCUUUACCAGAACAAGCAUUGUUGAUCCCAAUAGAAAACCAUGACAAAUUCAAAAAUCUACCAUGUGAAGUCUACCAGCACAUCAUACCACCCAACGUGCUGGCCAACAAGGUCAAAUUCACUUUUCCUCCAGCUGCCCUCCCACCCCCUAGCACACCUCUGCAGCCUUUGCCUUUACAGCAGCCCUUAUGUUCUACCUCUGUAACCACAAUCCACCACACUGUUUUGCAGCAGCAUGCGGCAGCGGCUGCAGCUGCAGCCGCUGCUGCUGCUGCAGGGACCUUUAAGGUAUUUCAACCGCACCAACAGUUUCUGUCCCAGGUCCCAGCUCUUACCAGAACGGCAUUACCUCAGAUCUCAGUUGGACCAGUAGGACCAAGGCUUUGUCCUGGGAAUCAGCCAACUUUUGUUUCUCCUCCUCAGAUGCCAAUCAUUCCAGCUUCAGUUCUUCAUCCUAGCCAUCUGGCCUUCCCACCUCUCCCCCAUGCACUCUUUCCCUCACUGCUCUCCCCCCACCCUACAGUCAUCCCACUACAGCCCCUCUUCUAGUCAUCGCUGUGAAAGGGAAAGAAAAUGCUCAUGUGGAAACUACUGCUAUGUGCGUAAAUGCUCAACUAAGUGGAUAAUUGCCUAUUUAAAUGGUGGACAUAAACUAGCCAAAAUAUGGCAUCAUUGAUAUGAAAUGAUUUACUGUAAGUGUAAUGAUACAAAUAAAUUCUUAAGUUUCUGAUAUAUAAUAUUAUUAAGGCACUGAAUAGUUUGAAAAUCAAUACAAUAUAUUCUGUAUAUUAAAAUGAUGUCUUAAGAGUAUGUAUAAUGUACAUAAAAUAUAUUUAUAGUACUAUAAUUUAUGUUGUAAAGUAUGCUCUUUGUUUUUUUUAAUCUCUGUGUAUUUGCACCUAUUUAAUGUUUAGACAAAGCUGAUGGCACUAUGUUUUGUACCAUGUUCCUUGAAACUGUAAAUUCAGUGAAAGAUAUCUCUUGCAAUAAAUUUUUGUUAAAUACUUAAGUAAA